This is a messenger RNA of Hemiscyllium ocellatum (epaulette shark), 3155 nucleotides long. RefSeq names its product zinc finger protein 664-like. The record is from RefSeq and is a predicted model, not a curated record. Gene Ontology annotation, cellular component: nucleus. Lineage: Eukaryota; Metazoa; Chordata; Chondrichthyes; Orectolobiformes; Hemiscylliidae. Gene Ontology annotation, molecular function: DNA-binding transcription activator activity, RNA polymerase II-specific; RNA polymerase II cis-regulatory region sequence-specific DNA binding. The transcript is spliced from 2 exons. The coding region runs from base 485 to 1159 and encodes 224 amino acids. Gene Ontology annotation, biological process: regulation of transcription by RNA polymerase II.
ACGUGAACUGAGCACGCGCAUGUGUGAAGCUGAUGCGGGAUGGAGAAUUGUUCGUAACUAAAUUCGCGGAGUUUUAAACAUCUACCGGAACAUUGAAAGGAAGGAUUUACAGAUAGGAAUAAGGAAUCAAACACCACGCAGAGGUCGAACACAUUCACUUGAGUCACCCAGUCCUGAAUAUCAUCGACAUUUGACUGUAGACAAAGAAAUUUUUUUGUGACUGUGGCAAAAGGUUUCAGAUAUCAGUGAGACUGGAAAAAUACCAAGACACUCAUAUACACACACAAACAUCUGAGUGCAAGUGUCCCAGUGGAAAGAGCUUGAACAAGCCACAUAACCUGAAUGCAAGUGUUGCAGUGGACUGAUUGUACAAAAAGGUUUAACCAGUUAUAGAAAGUUUUAAAAAGUACCAUAUCAUUCACAGCAGGGAAGGAUCAUUCACGUAUCCUAUGUGUAGAUAAGGAAAUAACCAGACACAUGCGCUAUGGAGAAACCAUGGAAAUGUGAGGACUGUGGUAAAGGAUUCAAUUAUCCAUCCCGGCUAGAAAUUCAUCGACGCAGUCAUACUGGGGAGAAGCCGUUCAUCUGCUCUGUGUGUGGGAGGGGAUUCACUGAUACAACCAAACUUGUGUUACACCAGCGAACACACACUGAGGAGAGGCCGUUCAGCUGCACUCACUGUGGAAUGAUGUUCAGGAGUGCCUCCACCCUGCUGAGACACCAGCAGCUUCACUCUGGGGAGAGACCAUUCACCUGCUCUGUUUGCGGGAAGGGAUUCGCCCAGUCCUCUGGCCUUUGUACACACCAGCGAAUUCACAACGAGGAGAGGCCGUUCGGUUGCACCCACUGUGGAAAAAGAUUCAGGCAGUUAUCCGAGCUCAGCGCACAUCAAUGGGUUCACACCGGGGAGAGGCCAUUCACUUGCUCCAUGUGUGGAAAAGGAUUCACUCAGUCAUCCACCCUCCUGAGACACCAGCGAGUUCACACUGAGGAGAGGCCAUUCAGCUGCACUUCGUGUGGUAAGAGUUUUCGUCAGUCAUCUGACCUCAAAGCGCACCAGAGAGUUCAUACUGGGGAGAGACCAUUCAGCUGUUCCAUGUGUGGGAAGAGAUUCACUCGGUCAUCCCAUCUGCUGACACAUCAGAGAGUUCAUACGUGACUGCAGUGGUUUGAUUCCACUGUAAUUGCUGCUGUCAAUUAAGUCAGAGAUUGCCCGUCUGACAGUGUCGUUUACAUCAAGGAGCCUGAACAAAUCUGGAAGGAGCAGGUAGAUUUCCGUCCACUGGUGGAGUUAGGCUGAAACAAAAGAAGGUGGUUGUCAGGGGUCAAUUAUCUCAUUCGUAUGACAUCACUGCAGGGUCAUAUGCCUAAACAUCCUCUGUACUUCAUCAAUGCCCACUCCCCCAUCAUAAGGGCAGGAGUGGAGUUGUUCGUUGAUGAUUGCACAAUAUUCAGCACUGUUUACAAAUCCUCAUAAACUGAAGUGGUCUAGAUCCUCAUGAAGCAAGUUAUAGACAGUAUCUAGGCUUGGGCUAAUAAGUGGCAGGCAAUGGCCAUCUCCAAAAUCAGAGAAUCCAACUGCCUCCUCUUGCCAAUCAAUUGCAUUACAAUCCCUGAAUCCCUCGCUAUCAAAAUCCUGGUGCAUGCCAUUGACCAGAAACUGAGCUGGACAAGCCAUAUAAAUACUGCUGCUACUCAGCAGAUCAGAGGCUAGGAAUCCUGAAGUGAUUAGCUCACCUCCUGUCUCCCCAAACCCUGUCCACCAUCUACAAGGCGCAAGUCAGAAGUGUGAUGGGAAUGCUGUUCACUUGACUGGGUUAGUGCCGUUACAAUACCUGAGACUUAAGCAUCUUUAUACCAUAUGAGAUGAAACAGCCUGCUUGAUUGGCACCACAUCCACCAGCAACGUAAAAGGACACGGACAUCACAUGUCAUGAGCAUGGCCAAUUGUAAAUUCCCUUUGAGCCGAAUACCAGCUUAACUGUGAAAACAUAUCAGCAUUCACUGCCACUGGGUCAAAAUCCUGGAACUCCCUCCCGAACCAGGAAUGUGGCUGUUGCUGAAGAAGGACUGCAGCAGCUGAAGAAGUCACCUUCUCCAGGGCAAUUUGGGAUGGAUAUAAAUGCUGGCCCUAGUGAAUGGCUUCUCCGUACCCUGGACAAAUUUUCAAAACCUGUGUUUUAUUUCUGCUCAAGUUGACAAAACUCUAUAACCGGCUUGAGUUUAAUAUUCUGGAUAUGUCACAGGUUUUCAGGGCUGUGGUGUCCCUUUUCAAAAAACCCUCUGUGAUCUUUUCCCUGAACUUUUUCUUCUUUCAUCUUUCGUCACAGAAUCAUAGGAUUGUUACAGUGCAGAAGGCGGCUGAUCUGCCCUUCAUGCCUGCGCUGGCUAUAUCCCUGAGUGCCAAUCUCCUGCCUUUUCUGCCUACCUCUGCACACCAUUUCUAUUCAAAUAAUCAUUCAGUGCCCUCAUGAAUGCCUCAGUUGGACCUCUCUCCACCACAUUUCUAGGCAGUACAUUGCUUCAUUUGGAUGUCUCUUUAAAAAUGGGAUGUGGCUGUUACUCACAAGCCCAGCAUUUGUUGUUGAUUCCUGAUUUCCCUUUGAGUGGUUUGCUAGGCCAUUUCAGAGGGCAGUUAAGAGUCUACCACAUUAUCGGUUUUAAUUCAUAUGUAGGCCAAAUUGGGGAUGAUUUCCCUCCUUAAAGGAGGGUGGUGAACCAUAGAAUCCCUACAGUGUGGAAACAGGCCAUUUGGCCCAACGAGUCCACAUUGACUCUCCGAAGAGUAACCCACCCAGACCCAUUCCCCUACCCUAUUACUCUACAUUUACCUCUGAUUAAUGCACCUAACACUAUGGGCAAUUUAGCUUGGUCAAUUUACAUAACAUACACAUCUUUGGAUUGUGGGAGGAAACCCACACAGACAUGGGGAGAAUAUGCAAACUCCGUACAGACAGUCGCCCGAGGCUGGAAUCGAACACGGGUCUCUGACGCUGUGAGGUGGCAGUGCUAAUCACUGUGUCACUCGUGGGUUUUGAAAACAAUAGUCUAUGGUCACCAUUACCGAGACCAGGAUUUUAAAAAAAAAUAAGAAUUCUCAACAGGAGGCUAGUUUAUAAUGAGAUUGUAAACAGUUACUUCAAUCCUAAAUUGAU